AUGUACCCCAAAGAGAAGAAUACAAACACGUCGUUUCUGCAUUUUGAUGCAAUCUUCACAAUGGCCGCUGGCGUCGUAAUUCUUAUUGCCAUAAGUGUCAAAGCUAUGAAUGAAAGGACGUUGCUUCUUGAGUAUUUUGAGAGUAACACUAGAAAGUUUGUUUUCGAUGUUAACAGGGCAAGCUGGAUUCGUAUUUGGCGUUGGCUUCUCUCACGAGAGGCGGUUUGCUUCGACCAAAUUGUUCCAGGGGUCUUCGGCAUAGCCUUCGAUUUCGUAUCUCCCCUGAUAGGCUUCUUGGAUGCUGGUCUUGGCCAGAUCGAUGCUCCUAUUGAAUCCUAUGUUGUCGCGAACCAUGAAGGCGUUCCCUGUGGAAACGGACAGAUGAGGAGUGGGGGAAAACUUGCACCGAAGGACUAA
Messenger RNA from Aureobasidium pullulans EXF-150, 417 nucleotides. RefSeq lists its product as uncharacterized. The transcript has 3 exons. The coding region runs from base 1 to 417 and encodes 138 amino acids. NCBI's taxonomy places the organism in Eukaryota, Fungi, Ascomycota, Dothideomycetes, Dothideales, Saccotheciaceae. The record is from RefSeq and is a predicted model, not a curated record.